Phasianus colchicus (ring-necked pheasant) is the source of this 1653-nucleotide messenger RNA. RefSeq names its product cholesterol 25-hydroxylase (gene CH25H). Gene Ontology annotation, biological process: lipid biosynthetic process. The record is from RefSeq and is a predicted model, not a curated record. Lineage: Eukaryota; Metazoa; Chordata; Aves; Galliformes; Phasianidae. Gene Ontology annotation, molecular function: oxidoreductase activity; iron ion binding.
AUGAGUAAAAGAUAGCAGUCUUUCAAGUGUAUGCAGUAAGUGGAGUGGAAAAUAUUCUUACCCCCUUCCACUGUUUGUUCUAUGUUUCAAUUUAUUUUUCCAACUAUGCAAGUCUUUUGUAGAGCUCCAGUGAUUACCUGACGAGCUAAUUCGGUUCUGAUUGUAAUGCAUUACAGGAAGGGGACUUCCUCCUUAAAGCCAAGCUAAAUAAGGAGUUUCUGGGCGGAGUCAUCUUCUGAGCAGCCUAGAUAAAAGCUUACCAGGAUUUACGGAACCUCAGACUGCAAUCAGCAUGAACUGCAGCGUGCCGGACAGAGUGCUGCUCAGCUGCGCCAUGGAGAGACAGCUGGACAGGCUGUGCCUCCAGUUUCUUUGGGACUUUGUCAGAGCAAAAGAGACAUUAAUCAAGUCACCGUUUUUUCCAGUGUUGUUUUCUUUUACAGCGUACAUGGCUUUCUGUCUUCCAUAUAUUGCACUGGACUUUUUAAGCACUAGACUGCCAAACUUGAGAAAAUACAAAAUCCAGCCACAGAGCUAUCCAACUCUUGGAAUGAUGGUGCCUUGCUUUAUUCAGAGUGUGUAUCACCAUGUUGUGUGGAUUUUCCCAGUGACAUUUCUCCACUGGUACUGGAAACCAACGAAUCUACCGGUGAUAGCUCCAGAGCUGCCUCAGGUCCUGCUGCAAGUAGGAGUUUGCCUGCUUCUGUUUGAUUUUGAAUAUUUCUUGUGGCAUUUGCUUCAUCACAGAGUGCCUUGGCUCUACAAGACCAUCCACAAGGUGCAUCACAAGCACGUAUCGACAUUUGCUCUUACUACUCAGUAUUCCAGCGUAUGGGAAUUGCUGUCACUGGGAUUAUUCGCUGCCAUCAAUCCAUUCCUCCUUGAAUGCCACCCUUUGACAGAAAUGAUUUUCUUCCUUGUCAACAUCUGGUUGUCAGUGGAGGACCAUUCAGGAUAUGACCUUCCGUGGUCAACUUACCGACUUGUGCCUUUCGGUUGGUAUGGAGGAGCACCGCAUCAUGAUCUCCAUCAUCUGAAAUUCAAGUCAAACUAUGCUCCUUACUUCACCCACUGGGACAGACUCUUUGGGACAUACACAGAGUCACAUCCUAAUUAAGAAUAUUUGCCUAUUUGCCUGUGGAUGAAUUUUUUGUUGAUAAACUAUACUGGGACAUUAAUUUUUCAAAGCUAUACAGAAGAUUGUAUAUUUGAAGCUACUUAGAAAGUCUAUGGCUAUUUAUAACAAAUCUUUUUAAUAUAUGUAUUUGUUUGUAUACUUGGAACUUCCUAUGUUAAAUGACUGCAAAAGGGAUAGUAAAUAUCUGUUACUUGAGUUUGUGUGAGUCUAAGUGUAAGGGAAGUGUAAAGAGAUGUUCUCUCUUCUUUCUAGCUUUCAUAAAGCAUUUAUUGUUUUACUGUAUGAUGUUUAUACAUACACCAGAAAAAAAGAUUUUAGGGCUAUAAGAUGAUUUAUGAUGUAAACAGAGAAGGUACACAGCACGGAUUUUGUGGAGUUGAACCUGUCAGAUCAUGUUAUUGCACACUGAUGUCAUAAAAAAAUGCUGCCAGGCAAUCAGUACUAGUUUGCUGACUGUGCAAUAAUUUUGACAUUUGUAUUUUAAAUCUUGAUGUUCUGUCUGUUUUUAAAUAAAU